UAAUAGUCUGGUGCUCCUCAAUUCACGGUUAGUUGACCGAGUGGAGCGCGCCCGGCAGGAUGUCAUCCGACUCUCUGUCCACUUCUGCUGACGCCCAGGAAAACAACCAGCUGGCUCCGUGCACGCUCGCCAGGACAACUUUCGCACCGCUAUCGACUGUUCCCAGUGUUAAUUCACUGGUUCAAGCUCUCGACGAAGACGGUGUGUGGAGUAACGGAACCGUAAAGACGAUACAUAGUGAUGGAACAAUUACGGUUAAAUUUGACGGUUGGCGAAAUCAGUUCAACAACCGAGUCAACUCCACUUAUGUGCGGCAGCGCAUCGAGUCACCAGAAGUCACAAAGCGAAGACGAUCUGCGAAGUAUAAAGUUGAUGUUACAAAGAUAAUCGCAGAAGAUACCGUAUGGUUCAGCGAAGAAGGCGGCGGCGAGGUAAAAAGUGGCACUGUUGUGUGGGUAGACCCAUUCACAGAAAGCUUGGCAUUGCAGACAGUAGCCCAACCUUCAGAGGAAGAAGACAGUCUUUGCACCCCAACUACUGUGCUGUUCAACCAACUGGAACCAAAACCUGCACAGAACACUGUAAAAACCAAACGGAGGCCACCCACAACUGCUCCGGUUAGAGCGAAGAAACGACGAGUGACAGACGCCACAGCACAGACAGAAAAUGAACCGAUCUCCCCUGAAGCCAGCGGUGAAGCUGAAACACUGUCUUCCUGUGAGUCUCAGCAAACCACGACUCUCCAGCAGUCUACCCUGCGUGAGUUAGACCAACACCUACGCGAGGAUGGAGUCCUCCUCUGUUGUGGUGAGGUGUACUCUCUUGGACAAGUGCCAUUUCUGUUGAUUAAACUGGCAUACAAUGCUGACGAGACGGUCACCGCCACAUUGUGGAAGUGCAAAGCUGACGCGGAGGUACUGACAGGCGUUGAAGAAGACUGCACUUUAAUCUGUAAUGCCCGCCAUUUGGAUAGGCACAGCGGGAAGAGCUUCAGCAGACAGUUCGCACUUGUGCGCAAGAAAACAAGCCAAGAGGCACUUAAUAGAGCCGUGGACUGUAGCAUAAAGAAUGCUGGCGACAGUGCCUACCAGUCAUUGCUGAGAAAGAAUAGCAUCGGGAUAUGCAUCCGAGGGGAGACGGAAAGCCUGAGUAAAAAUGGUCGCCGAAAGACUUUCAAGAUUGGACCAGUUCAGCUCAGUGUUGACAAGGACCUGAUCGGGAUGGACCAAACAUUCUGUAGGAAGUUUAACAUUGGAACGGAAGGGGACUUCGCUAGAAUAGACAAAAUCGCGGGAGCACAAUGGGACGUCAGGAAGCCGAACACGACAGACAAUUCAGCUCACUACUUAGUGGUAACUUCUGCCUGCAUCCGCCUGGACAAAACAAAAUGUCUUGUUUGCUCGCUAGACUACAUCAAUAGCGGAAGACCAUUCACUAACAACUAUCGACAAGAAAUAGCAACAAUGACCUUACCUUCAGAUAGGUCAGAGCUGUAAUUGGAAUCCACUGUACUAUUAGUAUUAAAAUAUAUUUUGUUUGCAAGCAGUAGUUAUAGUAAAAUUAAAAAACUGGGAAACCUGUGAGUUAAGAAAAAUACAUAUCGAAACUACAUCUUUGUUUUAAUUCAUUUUGCCGCUCUUUACAUGAAUUGAUAUCGCAUAGUGAUCACGUAAAGAUAACAAAUUGACAUUAUUAUGGCUUCCAUACAAACAACCAUUUUCAGCCUAGAUUUUUAUGCAAAUCUUGUAUGUUUAAGAAGAAUGACUUGAGUCCCUAUUGAGAGCCAUUCUUGCCUCUGCACACGUAAUUAAUGCCUUGAGUCAAUGAGAUACCUAUUUCAAAAGGUUGAAGUACUAGUAUAUGUAUGUACAUUGUACAGAACAGUAGUCAUUAGGCAAUUGUCUCCUGGUGUAUCAGUUAACAUGCAUAACUUAUCGUACAGCAAAUUCAGAUAGCACUUAACGAUCAUACAGGGCAGAUAUUGGGAUAGUCAGAGAAUUUCUCUUAUAGUGUGGAAUGUGAUUCCGGUGGAUCACGUUUGACUUACUUUAAAGUUUAGAGCCUGAGGAACACUACUAGUGGGAAAUGCUUAGUUAAAUUUAUUAGUAAAACGUUACAUUUCUAGUUUAGUUGUACUUCUUUUUUCACGUUGAACACUAUAGUUAGAUUACACUUGUUUCCCCAUAUUGUUCGGGAGAUGACAUUAUAUAAACGUAAAAUUAGUCAUGUUCGUCCCUUUCCGUUGUAAUGUUCGUAGGUAAUAUAUUAGGCGAUAUAAUAAAGUUUUAAUACAACUAUAGGCUUCACUCAUACAUUAAUAACAGCACCAUAUCUACAUCCAGUGUUUUACUAAUAGAAUAAUAUUGGAUAAUUAUAGAAUUUCUUUUUUAGUUUAACGCUUUCAUUUACAGUUUAGUCAUGUGAGAAUAGAUAGAUGAGACUUGUUUUUCCCAUAUCGUGUAGGCGAUGACAUAUUGUAAGCGCAUAUUAAGUCUGCUUGUUCCUUUUCAAUAAAAGAUGUACGUUUGUAAUAACGUUGUGUGUGGAGUUUUGUAUCGUAAGAUUCGUGGGGUGGGGGGUCGUUAUUUUAUUCCGACUAGUGAAGUUUCGGCAAUAUCAUGAGUCGUUAAAAGUGUCCGACCGUCGGCAGGGUAUUGACGCCAUGACAGUCUUGUGUACCGAGUAAGGAAAGCUCACACUACGUGUUUCGUAAGUUCUUGUUUUUUAAUCAAAUUUGUUUUGGGGGAAAUGCUGGUAAGUAAAUGACUCGGUCUUUUUCUUUUUGCUUCUCUUCCGUCAUGUACGAGGCAAGGUCUCAC
Messenger RNA from Branchiostoma belcheri (Belcher's lancelet), 2819 nucleotides. RefSeq lists its product as uncharacterized. NCBI's taxonomy places the organism in Eukaryota, Metazoa, Chordata, Leptocardii, Amphioxiformes, Branchiostomatidae. Bases 60 to 1496 code for a protein of 478 amino acids. The transcript has a single exon. The record is from RefSeq and is a predicted model, not a curated record.